AUGUCCGACACGGAUUGGACGCUACACGCGCUCAAGUCCAUGCCCGGUAGCCCGACUAAUGUGCAAUGGGCCCCCGACCAGGACGUGACGGGCGUGAUCGCCAAGCUCGAGGGCCGUGAGCUCGAGUACCUGAUUCGACAGAAGCGUAUCGUUAUCGGCCGGAACAGCUCCAAGGGCCAGGUGGACGUUAACAUGGGCCACUCAAGCUUCAUAUCGCGGCGUCACCUGGACGUGCUGUACGAACACCCGAACUUCUAUCUGACAUGCCACGGCAAGAACGGUGUGUUCGUGGACGGCGUGUUCCAGCGGAAGGGCGCCCCGGCGCUACAGCUGCCCAGGAGGUGCUUAAUGCGAUUUCCUAGCACAACAAUUCGGCUCGUGUUUUAUUCUUUGAUAGAUGAAAUGGCACCACCUCCUGUACUACAACAGAAUACAUUUAUUCAAACUCAAACUAGACCAAUUGCAACACCUUCAAGAAGUUAUGCAAGUCCAUUGAGUAUAAAUAUUCCUCCUCAAGUUAUCAAACAAGAAUCUUCUACAUAUUUAUCAAAGGAAAAUAGAUUUAUGAGCCCUUUUCCAUCUCCUACUGGCACUUUAAGUGCUGCUAAUUCAUGUCCAACUAGUCCUAGAGGAGGACACAAUCGACAUACGCUUGGACCAGAUUUGCAAAUGGCAGCAUAUGCAGCUGCAGUAGCUCAUCCUGGUCAAAUAGGUGUAAUUUCUACUCCUACAUCAUCUGCUAUUUAUGUAGAAGAAAAUAAACACUUAAACAAUAUGUCUAGUCAGAAUAGCCGAGACGAAGAAACUAGCCCAUUAGAUGCAACUGUUUUUGAUGUUAGCAUCGGUAGCGAACCAUUUGUCAGUGAUUUUUAUAGAAAUGGUACAUCAUCAACAUCCACGGGACAAAAUUAUAGUCCUCCUGAUACUGUGAUCCAGGAUAGAUCAACACCUAUAAAUAACAACAAUAGUAGUUCUAAUGCAAAAUCUAAAGAUGAGUCAAAACCACCUUAUUCAUAUGCUCAACUCAUUGUACAAGCUGUUGCUUCAGCUUCUGAUCGUCAGCUAACUUUAAGUGGAAUUUAUUCCUAUAUCACCAAAAACUACCCAUAUUAUCGAUUUGUGGAUAAAGGUUGGCAAAACUCUAUUAGACACAACUUGUCAUUGAAUCGUUAUUUUAUAAAGGUUCCUCGCUCACAAGAAGAACCAGGAAAAGGAGCUUUUUGGAGAAUUGAUCCUUCAUCUGAACAAAAAUUAAUUGAGCAAGCUUUUCGGCGUAGACGUAUAAGAGGGGUGCCUAGUUUUAGGCUUCAUAACUCGUUUGGAAUGUCUUCAAGGAGUGCUCCUCCAUCACCAAGUCACAUAACUGGCGGUGAAUUAUCAAUCGCAGAUUCCUUAUCUAGAGAAACUUCACCAUCGCCUCCAGUUUCUUCUUCUGACCAACAACAAGAUGAAGUUUGUUUGGCAAAUUCUAUCUCAAACCAAAUUAAAUCACCAAAUAAAAUUUCUCAUACUAAUGGUGUUGGUGUGCUUCACUAUGUCUCAUCAACAGCCAACAAUGAAGUUUUAGAAAUGCAAAGUCCUCAGCAGUUGACGUUUUUAAAGUCACGACUAGUCUUGCCAGUGACAACUUAUAGUAAAUCUACAACUAGACAUAUUACAAUAGUUAACAAUGGACUUCCAACAUCUCAGUCAGGAAGCACAACUAAAACUAACUUAAAUUUUAUUGCCUUUCCUCCACCAAUUAAGGAAUCUUUAUUGCCACAAGCUCCUGUUAUUGUGCAAGCUUUAGAUCAGACAUUUGAUGCUUCUAAGCUGAAUCAUGCAUUAAAUAUUGAUAAAGCAGUUAAUCAUCAUAAACAAGUUGAAAAUAAUGAACUACAUGAGGAUAUAUCUCAAAAUAACCCUACUCAAGGCAUUGAAAUAGAAUCUGGAGAAUUUGGAGUUCAGGAUAUUCAUGAAGAAAUUAUUGACGAUACUCAAAAGACAAUGGGAGAAAAUAUAGAACAGACAUCUAUGAACUUCAAAUCUGAAGAAUCUUCUGAAAAUGGAAAUCAACAAGUUGUUGGUGAAGAAAUCGAAGAAGAGGAAGAAGUAGUUGAAGAUAACAAUUUUGAAGAAUCCAAAGAAGAACCGGAUACUAAUUAUUCUGACAAUUUUCAAGAACCUCAAGCUAAGCGUGCCAAAUUAAAUUAUUAUCAACAAGAAAUAAAUGGCGUCCCUUAG
Molecule: messenger RNA, 2223 nt
Organism: Macrosiphum euphorbiae (potato aphid)
Lineage: Eukaryota; Metazoa; Arthropoda; Insecta; Hemiptera; Aphididae
Source: the annotation of a GenBank genome assembly